This is a messenger RNA of Anthonomus grandis grandis, 2925 nucleotides long. RefSeq names its product programmed cell death 6-interacting protein (gene ALiX). Gene Ontology annotation, molecular function: protein binding. Lineage: Eukaryota; Metazoa; Arthropoda; Insecta; Coleoptera; Curculionidae. The coding region runs from base 36 to 2519 and encodes 827 amino acids. Gene Ontology annotation, cellular component: endosome. The transcript is spliced from 16 exons. The record is from RefSeq and is a predicted model, not a curated record. Gene Ontology annotation, biological process: mitotic cytokinesis.
UUAAUUCAAAUCAAUUUAGAAACAGUUUUGUGAAGAUGGCUGACUUAUUAUCCGUUCCUCUAAAGCGACCCAGCGAUGUUGAUAUCACCACACCGUUAAAAAACUUAAUUCAAUCUCGAUAUAGCACCGCAGAUAAUCCCGAAAACUGUACGGAGGCCGUAAAUGAAUUUUCUAAGCUUCGGAACAAUGCUAUUUGGAAAGCCUUUGAAAAAUAUGAGAGCUCUUUGGAUAUUAUUUAUGGGUAUUAUGACCAACUGGUAGCCUUGGAGGGUAAAAUACCUGCUCAAGAGCUACAAGUGCCUUUUAAGUGGAAAGAUGCAUUCGACAGAGGGAAUAUUUUUGGUCAUAAAGCCAGCCUAACUGUACCAUCACUUAGCUUUGAAAAAGUAUGUGUUCUUUUCAACAUUGCGGGACUUCAAAGUGCAAUUGCCGCGAAUCAAAGCCUUGAAAGUGAUGAUGGGCUCAAAUUGGCUGCCAAGUUGUUACAGCAAGCAGCAGGAAUUUUUAGUCACUUAAAGUCGACAGUAAUGCUAGCAAUUCAGAGUGACCCUACUCCAGAUCUAAAUCCUGAUACGCUCGGUGCUCUAUCACAGCUGAUGCUGGCCCAAGCUCAAGAAGUUUUUGUUCAUAAGUCAAUGCAUGACAAUAUGAAAGAUUCAAUAGUGGCGAAACUUGCUGCACAAGCUGACGAUCUAUAUGCUGAAUGUUUAAAAACGUUCCAGAGAGAAAAUUUGAGGGCUAUUUGGGACAAGGAAUGGAUUUCAUCUAUUGGAGGAAAACAGGCUGCCUUCUCUGCCGUCGCUGAGUUUUAUCAAAGUUUAGUAUGCAGAGAGAAAAAAGCUAUAGGAGAGGAAAUUGCCAGACUUAGGAUCGCGAUAGAAAAAUUCAAAGCCGCCCAAUCUAGAUCUGGUAAAAACUUGUUUAGUGACUUGCUGAACAAAGCAGAGAGAAAUUUAGCUGAAGUAGAGAAGGACAAUGACUUUAUCUAUCACGAACGCGUUCCGGACUAUAAAUCUUUGGAGCCCAUUGGAAGAGCACCUUUAGCCAAGCUAUUACCUGUGGCUGAAAAAAUGUCUCAAAACUUUAAAGACCUGUUCUCGAGCUUAGUACCAGUUGCCGUCCAUCAAGCAUUGGCUUCCUAUGACCUAAGAAAAACUGAAAUAGUGAACACUGAAAUAACCAAAUUAAGAGAGUCUACUCAAGAACUUAAUGGAAUGCUAGCCAGUUUGAACCUUCCCGCUGCAAUAGAAGUAACAGAUUCAAAUACUGGUUUACCACCAUCCAUAAUAGAAAAAGCUCAGACUGUCGCAUCUUUAGGAGGUAUCUCUGAGCUAAGUAAGAUGAUUGAAGAAUUACCUGAAUUGCUCAAAAGGAAUCAAGAUGUUUUGGAUGAAACGGACAGGAUGUUAAAUGAGGAAAAAGCUGCAGAUGAUGCACUAAGGCAACAAUUUAAGGAUAAGUGGACUAGAACACCUUCUGAUAAAUUAACUGAAAUGUUUAGGUCGAAUGCUGCUAAGUACAGGCAAAUUAUUACAAAUGCUAUUGAGGCUGAUAGAUUAGUCCAAUCUAAGUUUACCACUCACAAACCAAUGAUUGAGCUCCUGAGUAAACCAGCUUCGGAAUUAGAAUCCUCCUUACCAAGCGGAAACGGAAGUAGUCUCCAAAAUUCUUCGUCUGUGUCCACUUUGAGAUCAUUGAUGCAAGAGGUUGAAACGAUUAAAGCGGAACGUGAGGCCAUAGAAGCAGAGCUAAAAAGCGCGACCACUGACAUGAAAGACAAAUUUUUGUUGGCGUUGUCUAAAGAGGGCGAGAUUAACGAGCCCGCCCUGUCUUAUCAGACGUUGGGUCAAACUUACGGUCCGUUACAAAAACAGGUCGCUGAAAGUUUGGAGAAACAGAAGAGCCUUAUUGAGAGGAUCAGGCAAGCGCAUCAAGAGUUUACUGCAGAAAGAGGCAGCACCGGUGGAGGUAGAGAUGCCAUGAUGUGUCAACUGGCAGCCGCUCACGACGUUUUUAGAGACUUAUUAAAUAAUCUUAAAGAAGGCACUAAAUUUUAUAACGAUUUAACACAGCUUUUAGUAACCUUCCAAAAUAAAGUAUCCGACUUUUGUUUCGCGAGAAAAACCGAAAAAGAGGAAUUGAUGAAGGAUUUAACCCAGGAGAGUAGUAGGGCUACUCCAGCGGUACCACCGGCAACGCCUAGUUACCAUACAGAACCGAAACCGGAAAAUCCUUCACCGACAACGUCGUCUGGGCCCCAACCGCUGGCACCAGGUCAAGGACCGAACCUGCCUUAUCCUGUUUAUGUUCAAGGGAUGCCCAUCCCUUAUGGAAGCACCACGGCCCCGUAUCCUUCUUAUGUGCCCCCUCCAAUGCCUCAAGGGUAUAAUCCAUAUGGAACUUGGCCAGGAAAUUACCAAAAUUAUCAACAACCGCCGAACUUCCAGCAACCAGGAGCCUACCCACCUGGAACAUAUCCACAAAAUCCCCAACAGCCUGCAUACAGACCACCAUGGUAAAAAGUUGCGUCUGGCGAUAAAUUUAUGGUAAUAUUUAAGUAUGAAUUUAUCUUUAUUGGUGUAUAAAUUGUUACGCUAUUAUCAUAAUUGUACUAACAGCAAUUGUAGUCGAAAUAAUUAUGUACAAUAUUAGUAAUAAACACGUACUAUAUUGAAAGCUAGAUGUUUAAAAUAAUUAUUCAAAUGUACCCUUAAGGCUAUGUGAUACAAAUUGUUUUCAAUUACUGAUUGUUACUGCUCUAGUAGGUCAGACGCCUAUUUUUGAACAAUAUCCAAAAGUUGAGUUUGUGGUAAAAUACUAGGUUGCAUUAAAUAUUAUUAGGUUUUUGCAAAUGUCUUCAUAUUUUUAUAUUGUCUAUUAAAGUAUUAAUGUGUAACCGUGUUAUAAUAAAUUUUAAGUUUUAAA